AUGUCACCCAUGGCCGGGAGUGCCGCUGCCGUUGCGUCCACAGCGCCGAGUGUCACGCAAGGACUCAUGGGCGAUAGCACCGCGAGAGGGCCAGACAAUGAGCGCGAGAACGAGGUGGGGUUGGAGGCGCUGCUGCGCGGGCUGUACGAGCGCAUGUGUCCGCGCGAUCCCGACUACAACGUGCGGCUGGAGCUCGUCGAGCGCAUCAACAUGCUCGUCGCCUCCGUGCCCGCCUGCAAAGGCAUGGAGGUGGUGCCGUUCGGGUCGUUCGCGUCGGACCUGUUCUCGCCGUGGGGCGACCUGGACCUGUCGCUGGAGGGCGAGGUGCGCAGCACGGGGGGCAACGGGCUGCGCCGCCAGGGCGUCAACAUACUGCAUGCCAUUCACUACCGCCUGCUGCACACAGGCAUGGCGCGGGGAGUGCAGAUAGUGGCGCACGCGCGGGUGCCGCUGGUGAUGUUCACGGACGCUGCGACGGGCAUCGCGUGCGACCUGUCCGUGGGCAACGGCACAGGCGUCUUCAAGUCCACAAUCCUGCGCUCGCUGCUCCGUUUCGACGCGCGCUGCCGCCCGCUGCUCUUCCUCCUCAUUGCAACUCUUCGGUCAACUCAUUGGUGCACCAUCGCCUCCUUCCUUGUCCUGCCGUGUUCUGCACUUCAUUCAUACCAAACCCCACCCGUCCUCUCUUUCCUCUCGCCCUUCCCCGCCUCUCACUCCCGCCCGUCCCUUCUGCUCCCCUGUCCUCUCCCUCGUCCUCUCUUCUCCCCUUACCCUCACCCCCCGUCCUCCCGUACCCUCAUCCCCCCACCCCCUCAUCCCUCCCGUCCCCUCAUCCCCCCAUCGCUUCAUCCCCAUUUCCCCUCACCCUGUGCAAUCCCUCCCCCGUGGCAUGGCAUGGCAUGGCAUGGCAUGGCGUGGCGUGGCGUGGCGUGCGUGCAGGUGAAGGCGUGGGCGAAGGCGCAGGGCAUAAACGACCCCAAGGGCGGCUCGCUCAACUCCUUUGCGCUCGCGCUGCUCGUCAUAUUCCACCUGCAGACCGUGCAACCGCCCAUCCUCCCGCCCGUCCGCCACAUCCUCGGACGACCCGUGCCUUUGGGGCACGUUGCCUUCUUCAGUGCAUGGCUGCUCGUCGCCGCUUAUGUCGUCUCAGCGCUUACCAUCGGCGCGGCACAUGUCCUCUCGCUCGCUCCUGCCACCUCCUCCCCGCUGUUCCCUUCUCUCUCUCUCUCCUUGGACUCCCCCGGUUUUCCGUGUCCACUAUCACCUCCCCCCUCCUUCGUGUGCCUGUGUGGUGUGCAUGCGGCCACGGAGAGGAGAGAACAGAGCAGGAGGCUGCUUUUGAAGCACCUGGAGGGAAUGGAGCAGAAGGCGGUGAGGCAUCAGCGCAUAGCAGAGUGUGAGGAGCGGGUGGAGAGCAUGAUAGCAGCGCGGGACAAGGGCGAGCCAGUGGAAUGGGGUGGGGCGGGGAAGAACACCAGCUGUGUCGCCGUGCUGCUCGCGUCUUUCUUUGCCAAGUACGAUGCAGUGCGUGAGCAGUGGGCGCAGGGCCUGGCGGUGCGGCCGCUGACGGCAGAGUGGGGCGACCUCACGGUCACGCACUCAUCAUUCGCCCAACGCAGCUACUCCAUGAUCGUGAGUGCUGCUGUCUCGUCACCGCCGCCUGUGGGUCGGGUGGAGGAUCCAUUCGACCCACGGGAGAACUGUGCACGCUCCGUGCAGCCGCACUCCUUCCCCAGCGUCUGCGACGCCUUUGCAGCCGCAGCACGCGCCUUCUCGCCCCUCCCGCCCGCCCACUCACUCCGCCAGCUGCGCGUGGCCCUCUUCAAAUGGCCGUCCAACCAGGCACGCCCCUCCUUCACCACCUCGCACCCCGUUGACACCAUGCCUACCCCAACCCCACCACGCAUACCCCCCUCUCCAAUCCUCCGCUCCAGCUGCUCCCACCACUCUCAACCUCCCCGUAAAUCCCCAAUCCCCUCUACUUUCCGCCACUGCCCCUCGUGCCAAGUGCUCAGUCUCGCCCGCCCCACUCUUGGUCCUCCACACCCCUUGGGCUUCGGAGGCUUGCGAAGUGACUUCUCUGCAGCUGCUGCUGCUGGUCCUAUCCCUCCUCCUGCUGCUCCCGCUGGUGCUGCUGCUGCUGCUGGCGGCGGCGGGGGCGGUGGAAGCAGCAGCACCAGUUCUGGCCAUGUGGCUGCGGCGGGAGUAGCGGCGUCAGAUGCAAGGGGAGGGGGCGGUGCAGCAGGGGAAGUUGCGGCAGGGAACGUGACCGGAGGGGUGUCGUGGAGUGUGGCUGGGGACAGGAGUCAUGGUGUGUUGAUCGACCGAGGCAAGGCAACAGCAGCAACGGCAGGUGUGAAAGGCGAGCGCGUGGCAGCAGCAGAUGGGCACGUAGCGAAUGUAUCGGCUGCUGAAAUCAUCACUGGGCGUUUAAGCGAGGGUGGGCGAGGAGGGGGUGUGCAGGGGCAGCAGCAGAAUGGGUACCAGGGUGGCCAAGGAGCUGUGGGGAAUGUAGGAGGUGCUGGUGCUGGUGGUGCUGCAAACAAUUCUAGGAGGAAGCGAGGGGGGAGAAAGGAUCAGUGCCGCCUCUCUUACCACAUCGUUUCAUUGGACGCAACCCUCCUCUUGCCCUCCUGCUUGAACAUGCCAUACGCGGGGCUGAGCGGGAGCAUUCCGUUGAGCAUCAGCGGACUGAAUGCACUUACCACACUCGACCUGUCGUCCAACAACCUCACGGGGCUCAUCCCCUCCACCGUCACCGCGCUCUCCAAGCUGCAGUGGAUGAGCCUGGGUUCCAACUUUCUGAUGGGGCCCGUACCCCCAUGCACCGCCCUCUCCAGCCUCUCCUAUCUGUGCGCCCUCUGCCUCUCUUUUGAGAACUCUCAAUCGCGUCUUCUCCACAACAACCUCUCGGGAUCGCUGCCAGCCACCAUUGGGAGCUUCUUCCACCUCACUGAACUGUACUCCACCGCACUGCCUUUCUGCCCUUCCCUUUCUCCCCUUCCCUUUCUCCUCUUCAUGUUAUCUCCUUCCCUUUCUCCCCUUUCCUUUCUCCCCUUUCCUUUCUCCCCUUUCCUUUCUCCCUUUUCCUUCCUCCCCUUCCUUCUUUACUCCCCUACCCUUUCUCCCCUUUCCUUUCUCCCCUUCCCUUUUCCCCCUUCUCUUUCUCCCCUUCCCCUUCUCCCCUUCCCCUUCUCCCUUUCCUUACCUCCCUUUCCUUCCCGCCCGUCUUGCUCCGCAAAUCCCGUUUCGAUGUGUCGUUCAACGGUCUGUCGGGCUCUCUGCCUGUCGCCAUCAGCAACCUCACCAGUGCGGCUGUCCUGUGAGCGCUCUCUCCCCCUCGCACGCACCAUCCAUCCGCAUACCGCCAGUUUUGAUCCGCCUCCAAUAAUGCCCCCUUGCAUCAUCCACACUAGCGUCCCUCACCCUACCCUCGCUCAUCUCGUCCCCCGUUCGUUCCUGGAUCUGCUCACCCCUCUCCCUUCCCCUUGCCCCACUCUCCCCACUCGCCUUACUCUCCCCACUCGCCUUACUCUCCCCACUCGCCUUACUCUCCCCACUCUCAGUCCCCUGCCAUCAGCUGCUUUUGCUGUGCUCUCAAACUGCUUUUUCCCCGCUCUAACUCCCAUCCCCUCAAUCACCUUCUCCCUGCAUUCACCCUUUGUGUGCUCUCUCCCCUCCCUCUCCCUCGUCCCUCCUCUCUCCCCUCCUCUCUCCCCUCCCUCUCCCCUCCCUCUCCCCUCGUCUCCCCUCCCUCUCCCCUCGUCUCCACUCCCCGGUUUCCUCCCUCCUCUCUCUUUUGUGUCCCCAUCCUCUCCUCUCUUCCCAUGUGCACCGCACUGCAGUGAUCUGGGAGACAACAACUUCACAGGCCCAUUUCCCCCAUCCAUCUUCUCGCUUUCCAAUCUCAGAGACCUGUCGCUGUACGACAACCAAUUCGUCGGCCCGGUGCCGGACGCCAUCAGCACGCUCACCAAGCUCAAGGACCUAAACAUUUUCCGCAACAGCCUCUCUGGCCCCCUCCCCUCGGGCAUUGGAAGCCUCGUGAUGAUGGAGUACAUGAACAUGCAGAACAACCAACUCAAUGGGUCCAUUCCAGCUUCCAUUGGCAACCUCGUCAACCUCGACUACCUCGACAUAAGCGGCAAUGCAUUCACGGGUUCUCUCCCCGACUCCAUGGGCCUGCUCACCAACCUCAAGAACCUUGAUCUGAGUGAGAACAUGUUCACGGGCUCUCUGCCUGUUUCAUUGGGCAACCUCACCAACCUGCUCACCCUGUUCUACAACUCUUCCAGCCCCAGCAGCCCCGUGUGUCCGCCCAGCGGUGGCAGCUGCAUGGGGGUGAAUCAGCAGAGCAACUCCUCCUUCUGCCAGGCCUGCCCUGCCUUCUGCACCACCUGCACGCCCCCUGGCAGCCCAGCAACCUCCACCCCGACAGAAGCACCACCCUCGUCACCGGCCCCCGCGUCCUCCCCUGCCCCGUCUCCCCCAAUUGCACCCCCCAGCUCUCCUCCUCCCCCUCCUGUCACCCCCUCGCCCGCACCUACUCCGCCCAGUGCAGCCGGUCCUCUCCCCACUGCCCGUGCUGCUCUCUGCCUGAUGCUGCCGGCACUGCUGGCUGCAGCCCUCAUGCUCUAG
Molecule: messenger RNA, 4638 nt
Organism: Closterium sp. NIES-65
Lineage: Eukaryota; Viridiplantae; Streptophyta; Zygnematophyceae; Desmidiales; Closteriaceae
Source: the annotation of a GenBank genome assembly